This is a messenger RNA of Haemonchus placei, 291 nucleotides long. The record is from the annotation of a GenBank genome assembly. NCBI's taxonomy places the organism in Eukaryota, Metazoa, Nematoda, Chromadorea, Rhabditida, Trichostrongylidae.
AUGAAACCCCGGGUCAGAGGCAUAGGGUCGAAAGAGGAUUGGCAAGAGUAUAUUAAGACAAUGGAAAGGGAUGGAAAUAUUCUGGAAAAGUUGUGUGAUGAAUUAAAUGUCGAUGCAUUGCAGCUAGUGGCUACAGUGAAGAGCCUGAAGAAAUCGACAAUGAAAGGCAAUCAGGGAGCAGCAUAAAAGAAGCCCACAGAGGAUCAGAUGGGCCCACAGAGUGGAGUGCGCUCAGGACGCAACUCGAGCAGCUCUGCAACUCGUUUGGAAAUGGGAUCAGCCAGCGCAGGU